AUGAGACUCUCAGGUCACAGGAUCAUAGCUCUGUCUCUCGUCAUACUCUUUCUCUACAUUCAUCGCGUUGAAGCCCGUCCCUUCGUUCUCGUUCUAUCCAAGGACGAUCUCAACAGCGGCUACGAUGAUAACGGCGCAUACGAGUCUUCUGAUUUCGAUGACUUCGGGGAAUCCGAAUCCAAAUCCGAGGAGGAGCUCGAUCCCGGCUCCUGGCGUCCAAUUCUCGACCCAAACGCUUCCACCGUCCACGCGGCAUCGCCGCAGUAUUACUCCGGACUCCACAAGAUCCUCGCUGCAGCGAGUGAGGGAAACACUGUUUUGAUGGAAGAGGCGGUUUCAGAGAUAGAUUCCUCCGCCUCGUCCGGAGAUCCGCACGCGCAAUCGGUGAUGGGGUUCGUGUACGGGAUUGGGAUGAUGCGAGAAACGAGCCGAGCCAAAUCGAUUCUCCAUCACCAUUUCGCAGCUGAAGGAGGAAACACGCAGUCCAAAAUGGCACUUGCUUUCAGGUAUCUUCGACAAAACAUGUAUGACAAAGCCGUAGAAUUAUAUGCUGAAUUAGCAGAGACAGCAGUCAAUAGCUUUCUGAUCUCAAAGGAAUCUCCGGUGGUAGAGCCGAUUAGAAUCCAUAUCGGAACAGAGGAGAACAAAGAAGCACUGAGGAAGUCCCGUGGGGAAGAUGAUGAGGAUUUUCAGAUAUUGGAGUACCAGGCACAGAAAGGGAGCCCUGCUGCAAUGUACAACAUGGGGCUGUUGUACUACUUUGGCCUCAAAGGAUUAAGGCGUGACCACGCCAAGGCAUUGUACUGGUUCUCGAAAGCGGUAGAGAAAGGAGAGCCAAUGUCAAUGGAGCUUUUGGGGGAGAUUUAUGCUAGAGGAGCUGGUGUUGAGAGAGAUUAUGAUAAAGCUCUUGAAUGUCUUACACUAGCAGCAAAGGGAGGUCUCUAUUCGGCGUUUAAUGGCCUUGGUUACUUGUAUGUCAAAGGCUAUGGAGUAGACAAGAGAAACUACACUAAGGCGAGAGAGUGUUUUGAGAAGGCUGCUGAUAAUGAAGACCCGAGCGGGCAUUAUAACCUUGGAGUGUUGUAUCUUAAAGGCAUUGGAGUGAAGAGGGAUGUGAGGCUGGCAACGAAAUACUUCUUAGUUGCUGCAAAUGCUGGCCAACCAAAAGCCUUUUAUCAAAUCGGGAAGAUGUUUCAUACUGGCGUUGGGCUUAAAAAGAACCUGGAAAUGGCCACAGUGUUUUAUAAGUUAGUAGCAGAGAGAGGACCAUGGAGUUCUCUCUCUAGAUACGCUCUUGAAGCUUACUUGAAAGGUGAUGUGGGGAAGGCUUUUAUACUGUAUUCAAGAAUGUCAGAGCUUGGCUAUGAAGCAGCACAGAGUAACGCUGCCUGGAUCCUUGAUAAGUACGGUGAGAGAAGCAUGUGUAUGGGAGUGUAUGGGUUUUGUACAGAUAAAGAAAGGCACGACCGGGCUCAUUCUUUGUGGUGGCGUGCCUCUGAACAGGGAAACGAACACGCCGCAUUGCUUAUCGGAGAUGCAUACUACUACGGUCGAGGUACGGAGAGGGAUUUUGGGCGUGCAGCAGAGGCAUACAUGUAUGCGAAAUCUCAAUCAAACGCACAAGCCAUGUUCAACCUCGGUUACAUGCACGAGCAUGGAGAAGGUCUUCCCUUUGACCUCCACCUUGCGAAACGUUACUACGAUCAAGCCCUCCAGAGCGACGCUGCUGCCAAAUUACCCGUCACGCUUGCUCUUGCGAGUUUAUGGGUUCGCAGAAACUACGCUGGUACCGCCAUGGUGCAAGUAUUGGAUUCUUUACCAGAAGUGUAUCCAAAAGUGGAGGAAUGGGUGGAGAAUGUGGUGUUGGAAGAAGGUAAUGCGACCAUACUAACUCUCAUCCUCUGUCUUAUCACCGUUUUAUAUCUCCGAGGGAGACGGCGUGGAGAGGUGGUUUUGGAUCCUGUCGGCGCUGACGUGGCACAGCCCAUUGCUGCUGGAGCAGUAGCCUUUCCCCACUAA
Microthlaspi erraticum is the source of this 2019-nucleotide messenger RNA. NCBI's taxonomy places the organism in Eukaryota, Viridiplantae, Streptophyta, Magnoliopsida, Brassicales, Brassicaceae. The record is from the annotation of a GenBank genome assembly.